Messenger RNA from Glarea lozoyensis ATCC 20868, 2850 nucleotides. Its product is annotated as TPR-like protein. Bases 1 to 2850 code for a protein of 949 amino acids. The transcript is spliced from 8 exons. The record is from RefSeq and is a predicted model, not a curated record. Gene Ontology annotation, biological process: regulation of gene expression. NCBI's taxonomy places the organism in Eukaryota, Fungi, Ascomycota, Leotiomycetes, Helotiales, Helotiaceae. Gene Ontology annotation, molecular function: RNA polymerase II cis-regulatory region sequence-specific DNA binding; chromatin DNA binding; protein binding.
AUGGCGAGCCAUCACCCAUCGCCUCCAGGAGGUAUGCAAAUGCAUCAUGGUCCUCCUGGUGGUCCUCCACCUCCAAGUAUGGGACCUCAACAACAGGGCCCGUUCCCGGUGCCAGCUGCGCAGCAACUGGCAAGCAUGAACGAAGCGGUGUGGCUACAAAUUGGGAGCUUCUCCGAAUUACUAGGACAUCUUGAUGAAGCGAUUGGAGCUUACGAACAUGCUUUACGAUCGAAUCCUCGCUCUAUCCCAGCUAUGAAUGCGAUCAGCUGCAUUCUCAGAACACAAGAACAAUUCCACAAGGCCGUCGAAUAUCUUCAAAACAUACUCAAGCUAGAUGGCAAUAAUGGCGAUGUUUGGGGUAGUCUUGGCCACUGCUAUCUGAUGAUGGAUGAUCUCCAGCAGGCAUAUUCUGCUUAUCAACAAGCACUAUACCAUUUGAGAGACCCUAAGGAACCAAAAUUGUGGUACGGGAUCGGAAUCCUCUAUGAUCGUUACGGAUCAUUGGAACACGCCGAGGAAGCUUUCUCGCAAGUCAUGCGCAUGCAGCCAGAUUUUGAGAAAGCCAAUGAGAUCUAUUUCCGCCUUGGUAUAAUCUACAAGCAGCAACAGAAAUACCAACAAAGUCUUGAGUGCUUCCGAUAUAUUGUAUCGGUUCCACCCACCCCACUGACCGAGGAGGAUAUUUGGUUCCAGAUUGGUCAUGUUCAUGAGCAACAGAAAGACUACGAUAAUGCAAAGUCAGCCUAUGUACGAGUACUCGACCGGGAUCCGAAUCAUGCAAAGGUUCUUCAACAGCUUGGAUGGUUGCAUCAUCAACAGAGUAACAGCUUCACAAGUCAGGAGCGUGCCAUUGAGUACCUCGAGAAAUCCGUCAAUUCAGACCAAGCUGAUGCACAGAGCUGGUACUUACUUGGCCGAUGCUACAUGUCACAGCAGAAAUACCCAAAAGCAUAUGAAGCCUAUCAGCAAGCAGUAUAUCGUGACGGUCGGAAUCCAACUUUCUGGUGCUCGAUUGGCGUUCUGUAUUACCAGAUCAACCAGUACCGAGAUGCGCUCGAUGCUUACUCCCGUGCGAUACGCCUGAACCCGUACAUCUCCGAAGUCUGGUACGACUUGGGUACUUUGUACGAAUCUUGCAACAAUCAGAUCAACGAUGCUUUGGAUGCGUAUCAACGUGCUGCCGAGCUCGAUCCAACAAACAUCCAUAUCAAAGCUCGCUUACAGCUGCUACGUAAUGGUCAGAGCAGUGGUGUACCCAUUCAAACCAGUGCUCCGCUUCCUCAAGACGUUCAUCCACAAGCAUACCAAGCCACAGGUGCCGUCGGUCCUCCAGGUCCUCAAUGGGGAAACUCGGCUCCUCAAGCACAAGCAUCAGGCCCUCCAAACCCUACCAAUGGUUGGGGUGGAAGUCGUCUGGCUGAAAUCAACCCGCCACCUCAACCAGCGAACCCAUAUGACCAAAGGGAUCCUGCUCGUGGCCCUGGCCCAAUUCCACCUCUCGCUCGUGGACCUAGCCCAAGACAAGAGCAACAGAUGCGUCCAUAUCCUGGCCCAGGUCCAGGAGCUGAUCGAGGACCUCCCGGACCGCCUGGAGGAUUGGCUAGCAUAGCUGGCCCGGGUCCUGGCCUUGGUCCAAAUGGACCUGGCCAAUCAGGACCUCCUCCAUUGUCUCGUCGUACUCCUCCACGUGAGCAUCACCCCUUGGGACCGUAUCCAGGUCAGGGCCCUCCCCCACCUCCCCCACAGCAACAGCAGCAGCAACAGCAGCCGCCUCCUCAACAACAACAAGGCCCUCCUCCACCGCAGCCACCUCCACGGGUCGCCAAUCCAAAUUACAAUGGUCCUGGUGGUCCCGGUUCGUCCACUCUGCCACCAGCUCCGAAUCAGAUGAACGGCGCUGGCCCGGGGCCUCACCCACCAUUUGGUCGAGGCAAUAGUCCUCGCGCUGAAGUCCGACCGAUUCUUGAGAAUAGUAGAAUGCCAUCUCCAAAGACUGGUUAUCCACAUCCACAAUCGUACCAGCAACACCAUCCUGAUAUUUCUAACCCAGGAGGUAUUGAAGGUGGCGCCCCACCGCCACCAUCUGCUAUGGCGGCUCAAGAAGCUGCUGCAGAUCGCAGCAGUGAUAGACCUGCUUCUGUUGGCCCGAAGCGGAUGCGUGAGUGGGAAGAUGAGCAACCAUCGAUGAAAAAGCCUGCUUCUGAAGAAGAAAGAGCUCGCAUGGAUAACAUGCACCACCGAAGGCCAUCGACGCCACCCCGCGAGCCAUUCCGUCGCAAUUCCUCCGAAAUUCGUCGUGCCGAUGAUCAACGACGGAUGGAGGAUCAACGUCGCGCUGAAGAUCAGAGAAGAAUGGAAGACCAGCGUCGGGAGGAUCAACGCCGAGCAAACGAGAACUAUCACCCGUCAGAUGCAGCACACCACCCUCCUGCUCCACAUGCUUUACCUCAAGCUCACCUUCCAUCAAUGCAAGGUGGACCCUCAGCCGCCCAUACACCACGAACUCCUGUUCAGGAGCUUCCUCCUCCUCCUGCCCCACCAGCAAUUAAGGACUAUGGAGCCGAAGAGCGCGAACGUGAGAGAGAACGGAUGGAACGUCCGCCACCUCCAACAUCGCAAGCCCCUCCUCCACCCGUUGGUGAACCCGAACGAGCAUCAAGGAAGAUGGACAUCGAUGAGGAUUACGAUGAUUCGGGAGAGGAGGACAAGAAAGGUGGAAUUGUUUCUGGUUCCGGUUCCGGCCCAGCUUCUACCUCAGGUGAAGUGAAGGCAACUUCGCCUGCUGUUGUUAAUGGUCACGGCACAAAUGGUGUCGUCAAUGGAGGUCCCAAGGUCGAGGCUUCCGCUUAA